Molecule: messenger RNA, 1727 nt
Organism: Xenopus laevis (African clawed frog)
Lineage: Eukaryota; Metazoa; Chordata; Amphibia; Anura; Pipidae
Gene: nme4.L
Product: NME/NM23 nucleoside diphosphate kinase 4 L homeolog
Biological process (GO): UTP biosynthetic process; GTP biosynthetic process; CTP biosynthetic process
Cellular component (GO): mitochondrial outer membrane; mitochondrial intermembrane space; mitochondrial matrix
Molecular function (GO): nucleoside diphosphate kinase activity
Source: RefSeq, marked provisional
GCAAGUUUAGCUGCCGGGAGGAGGUGGAAGCAAUUAUUGUGCUACAAUGAACUUCUUGCGGCGGGGGAUCAUCGCGUUCAGAUCCGCUGCUUCCGCUGUUCCGGGCCGGAGCGAGUGUGUGUUGUACAGUAGCGUGGCUGGAGGGUGUGAGCGCACACUCAUUGCCGUGAAGCCGGAUGGGGUACAGAGGCGACUGGUGGGAGAAAUCAUCAAGCGAUUCGAGCAGCGUGGCUUCACAUUAGUGGGACUAAAACUGCUCCAGGCAUCGGAGGGAAUACUAGCAGAACAUUACCAUGACCUGCGCAGAAAGCCUUUCUACCCAGCUCUUCUCCGAUACAUGGCAUCUGGGCCAGUGGUAGCAAUGGUGUGGGAGGGACACAACGUGGUACGGACGUCUCGUGGGAUGGUUGGGGAUACAGACUCUUCCCAGGCUAAACCUGGCACUAUCCGUGGGGACUUCAGUGUGCAUAUCAGCAGGAAUGUGAUCCAUGCCAGUGACUCUGUGGAAGGGGCCGAGCGGGAAAUCAGCCUGUGGUUUCACAGUGAGGAGCUUAUCAGCUGGGAGACCUCUCACCAAAGUCACUUGUGCCAAGUUUGAUGCUGCUGUGAACCCUCCCCCCAGUUCAGGACAUUAACCCCGCACCAGUAAAAUGAAUCCUGCUGGGGGGGCAAGCCCUUUUGUAACUUCAAUAUAGGAAGGCGUGUUAUUAACCUAUUUUUUUUGUACCUACGUUUACUAAUGAAUCAGUCCUGUGCCAAAAUGGCACUCUCAGGUUUACAUACAAUGACUUAAUUUAAUAGUUUUACUACAGUGCUACCACCGGCCAUGUAAAGGAAUCUCCUCCUGCUGAAUACGUCCAACGGCAGAGCCUCUGCAGAUGGUUGUCUGUUUCCCGUGCUAUCCAUCAGACUUAAUAUUGUAUUGCACAGUUAACGUUUCUUCUUGAGCCAAUGCCAGCUCCUCAUUUAGGCAUAAUAAAGUGAUAUUUGUAUGGAAGGCACCCCAUGUAUUGUUACAAACACCCAGCCAACUUACGUUGAUAGAAGUUUAUUUCUGUAUUGCAGGUGCCAAAUGAGUUUCGUGCCUUAAUAUGUCAUUUCAGAGGAAUAUCACACCCGUAUUUUGGCUUUGGUUCCCGGUGUUCUCUGCAACUGUUGCUGGGAGGUGGUGGGAUUUGCAGUCAACGCCAUCAGAAACACGCUGUUUCUUACGCUUUUCUUAAUGUAAAAAUAGCUGUGUGCCAACGUUCUGUUUAUAUUAUCAGCCCCAAGGACAUCGUGUUUUGUAUCUGUUGACUCACAUCCCUCCAUGAGAGUAUUCCCUGUUCUUUCACACACUCCCACUCCAGCCUUAUGUCUCGUUGUCCCUGGGUCCAUCUUGUGAGGGUGGUAGAAGUAGUUAUGUAGUUGCUGUUGUGGUGGUAGAAGUAGAACAUACAUGUAUACAUAUAGAGAUUCUGUGAGAAGGCUAUUCUAAACAAGUCCAUGGGUCUAUUAGGCCAAUGGCACCCAUUGCCGUAAACACUUACACUGUUUGUGAUCUCUUGGCAUUUUCUACAAGCCCCCAAGCCUGGAUUUCAACCCAAUGUGCUCCUAGACAGCUUGCACACUACCACCCACUUUCAGCCCCACCUACUUCCCGCUAGUGAUGUUCACUGAUUGUCGGAACUGGGGACUGAACAGGCUGGAUAUUCCCUCUCAGUUCAGAUGUGGCCAGCGAGCAGCAA